GUGGAUCUAGUGUCCGUGGUGCACAUUGCCGAUCAAGAUUACUACGACGCGUUGCAGGCGGAGCUGGCGACGUACGACCGCGUGCUCUACGAGAUGGUUGCUGAUAAGCAGCGCGCUUCCGCCGCCGCCGCCUCCGCGAGGCCCGCUGGCGGCGACGCGGACGGCGAGGACGCGCAGCGACGGGACAGCAGGUGGCGGCGGUUCGUGGGGCGCAAGGAGAGCGACCGCUGGAUGCCGCCCAAGCGCAACCCCAAGCGCAGGCGGCGGGGAGUGGUGGGGGCGAUACAGAGCUUGAUGGCGCGCAUGCUACGGCUGUCGUUCCAGCUGGACCACGUGGACUACCGCCGCUCCAACUUCUACCACGCUGACCUCGACCUCGCCACCUUCCUGCAACUCCAGGAGGAGCGGGGCGAGAGCAUGCUGUCAUUCGCGCGCGAGGUAGCUCUCCGCUCCACCAAGGCCAUCGUCCGCGCCACCGCAGCGCGCCCCCUCGCGCCCAACCUCGGCCCGCUGCGCCGCAUGCUCCUCUGGGCGGCGCGCUUUGUCCCGAUGCCGCUGGUGGGGCUGCUGGUGAUAGAGGGCGUGUGUGCGCCCGAGGGCCCCGGGAGCAGUGCGCUGGUGAAGGGCGCUGAGUUCCAGGCCCUGCUCAACCUCGACCUGUCUUCUGCUCUUAAAGUGGUGCUUGCGAGGCAGAUCACACUCGACACGUUGGACGGGGCAGCAGGCGUGAUGGCGUCAUCAGUAAUCAUCGGGGAGCGCAACCGGGCGUGCAUGGAGGAGGUGCACGAGGCGCUGAAGGCGGGCAGCAGGCGCAUUGCAGUGUUCUACGGCAGCGGUCACCUGCCUGACAUGCAUCUGCGCCUCACCACUGAGCUCGGCCUGGAACCGAGUGACCUCUCCUGGCGCACCGCCUGGUCCAUCCCCACUCCCGCCUUCGCUCCUCUGCCUGCACCUCCUCUUCCUUCCACUUCUGCUGUGCCGCCUUCCGACGUGGAUUCUGUUUCUGCUGCUGCUACUGCUGCAAGCGCAGCAGCAGCAGCCAGUUCAUCCGCUGCAGCGGCUUCUCCACUCGGUCUGCCCGCGCUGCCCCGCCCUGCCUCACUUCCUCGACCGGGGCUGGGGGCUGUGAGGCCAUGGUGGGGAGUGAUUGGUGAUGCCGGUUGCAGGAUGUGUGGAUCUGUGGGGCUGCCUGGCUGUGCUACUGUUGGGUGGGUACUUGUGUUGAUACCAUGUGUUGGAACAGCACUUGGAAGUGGUACUGUUCCUGGCUUGAUCACGCCACCGUCCCAUCGUGCUGUUGCCUCAAUCUCUCUCGAGGCUGGCACAGCGCCCAUUGCAUCAGAAGCCGCACCUCCACACACCAACGCUCCUUUCCCUCGGGUGCAACCCCCCUGUGCCUCCGUCCCUCCAUCCGUUUCCGCCCGUCAUCUCCUCCCCACGACCCUUGCGGAGCCCGUUUCCCACCUCAUUCCGCCUCUCCCCUUCCGCCGUCCGCGCGUCGCGCAGGGGACGGGCUUAGCGCCGCCGACAGCCGCCGUCGGAGAACGCGGAGCCGGAUAUGGAGGCGUCGCGUCGCGUGCUGGUGGCGGUGCGGGGAUCACGGGCGGGGCUGUCGCGCGGGGCGAGGGAGCGACUGGGAUUCGGUGGGUGCGCAGCGAGGAAUCGCCGGAUGUGUGCCAUGGGCUGCGCUUCUGUGUGCUGCUGGACUACUGCUGCCCCUCCUCGCACGACCUUGUUGCUCUGCUCUCGCACCUCAAUCAGCACGCUGAACCUUGUCCGCAUUUCCCCUUACUAGUCCCACUCUCCUCCCUACCCUUCUGCCUCCUCCCUCUUCCUUUGACCAUUCCCGCUCUGCUGCAGGAAUUAUCGCCUCUCCUCUCAGACUCCUGCCAUGCCUUUCCAAACCAUCAACACCACCAGCAUUGCUCCCACCAUCACCCACCCCAGCAGUCAUCCCCCCUUCCACACCCACCCUCCCCCUUCUCCACCUCUGCUGUUCCCCCUACCGCCUCUCCUCCACCCGCCUUCCCGCCCGCCCCCAACCCCUCCUCGCCCUACACCCCCCACGCCCCGCCUCACCCCUUCCCGCUGUGCGAUGCUGCGGUGGCAGCAGCAGCAGGGGACGUGGGGGUGGUGGAGAUGGGCGGGGCGUGCUACCUGGUGCGCGUGAGUGCACUGCAUUCGCUGGCUGCACAGGCAGAGGGAGGGACACACACUGGUGCAUUGGGGGCGCGGCCAUUGUCGCCACUGCCAGUGCCGCUGUCAACAGUGUAUGAUGGCACAGCGCCAAGCGUCUCAGCAUGCACGGCACUGGAUGGCCUCUUACCCGUGCUGUCCCGCAUGCCGCCCCUGCUGCUUGCAUGCCGCAAUGCCUCUCUGCAGGAGGUGCCUCCCACUGACGCCCAGGCAACUCUCACCCACCUCCUCUCCUUCGUCCUCAACCUACUGUCCCCACCCAUAGCUCUCGCCACCACAACCACACGCCCCUCGCACCCGCCGCCGAUGCAGCAGCAGCAGCAGGAGGGUGCGUUGGGAACAGAAGGAGCAGCAGCAGAAACAACAGAGGGGAGUAGAGGAGGACACGAGAGGGUGGGGGAAUCAGGGGGAGAAGUGCGUGCAGAGGAUGAUGGCUUCGUGCGAGUUAGCAAGCCCAGGAGAAAGGCCAGGCGAUGGCAGCAGGAGCAACAACAGCAGCAGCAGGAGGUACGGGAGAGGUUGCAUGGGGAUAAUGGAUGUCGUAGCGGAACAGGAGGAGGUGGGGAGGAUGGAGAAGGCAGGGGCAGUGAUUGUGGUGUUGGGAGGGCGACGGGGAGCGGCAGAGGAGCAGUGGUGGUGAUGCAGGGUGAUGCCGCGUUGAGGGCAUGCCAUGUGGCCCUGCCCACUGUUAAUGGCUGGCUGUUGGGCUACCCCGUGGUGUAUCUGCUGCCCGCCCUGCCCCCCCUGCACGCCUCACCUCAGCCGUUCCCCUCAGAGCAGCCAGCAGUGCCGCCCGGUGAAGCCAUGGGUCGCUGCCUUGCUGCCACACCACUCUCCGUGCUCUCUGUCUCGGCUGCCUGCAGUGCAGGGGAGAAAGGCAGUGAGGGGUCAAGGCCGCAUGAUUCACAGCAGCAUGGCUCCCUCCGUCCCACCAACACACAUACACACGAGCUGCUCAGGUUCUCCGUCCCAUCCUUCCUGCUGUCUGCUCCAGACUCACCAUCCCCACACCUGCACUACCCCUGGCUGCACUCACUCCUCACAGCCCUCCAAUCAAGAACCGCCAGCUGUCCCAGAGCACGCUAUGGAGCGCCUAACGAGGCAGUUGAAUCAGAGGAUGGCAGGAGGGACAGUGGGGGAAGUGGGGGCAGUAGUACACUGGGAGUGCUGAAUGUCAGUGUGGGGGGUGGUGCUGCUGCAUGCAGCGUGCAAGAGGAAAGGGAGACAACGUGCUGCUGUACUGGGGCCAUCAUGUGCCAGGCGUGGCAUGAGAGGCAGCAGCAGGCCCUCACUGGGGAGAGGCACAGCAUUGCCUGGUGGUGCUGGGAGCAGCUGAGGGUGGCUGUUUCCCCUGCUGAGACAUUGGCAGUAGUUUUGUAG
Molecule: messenger RNA, 3576 nt
Organism: Closterium sp. Naga37s-1
Lineage: Eukaryota; Viridiplantae; Streptophyta; Zygnematophyceae; Desmidiales; Closteriaceae
Source: the annotation of a GenBank genome assembly